AUGGCAUCGGUUAAUUCAAUUGAUGAUGAAGCAGAACUUCAAAAAAUGUUUAAUGCAGCAAAAGAUCCAGAUGAACGUAAAAUUAUUCGUACAAGAUUAUUAGCAGUAAAAAAAAUCAAUAGUGAAAAACGUGAAAAAGAACGAGUUGAACGUGAACAACGUCGAGACGAUGAUGUUAAACGACGUAGUCAAGCACAAAUCGAAGAAAAUAUGCAACGUAUGAAAGUAUUUGAAGAGACAGCACAAAGUUUUGGUACAAAACUUGAAACACAAGUUGAUAAAUUAAGAGAUCAAGCACUCAAAGAUAAACAAGCAUAUAUUGAAAAAGAACGAAAAGCUGAAAUAGCUCGAAUUGAAGCAGCAGCUAAACAACAUAUGUCAGCAAAUAUAGGUGACGAUCGUGGUGAUUCAAUGACAAAACAACGUCAACAAUGGGCUGUUGAAGAUAAAAAGACUGAAGAGAAAAACCUCAAAGAUUUAUCGAAAUUUACUGGUAAAACAGCUUCGAAAUAA
Adineta steineri is the source of this 513-nucleotide messenger RNA. The record is from the annotation of a GenBank genome assembly. NCBI's taxonomy places the organism in Eukaryota, Metazoa, Rotifera, Eurotatoria, Adinetida, Adinetidae.